Molecule: messenger RNA, 911 nt
Organism: Cuculus canorus (common cuckoo)
Lineage: Eukaryota; Metazoa; Chordata; Aves; Cuculiformes; Cuculidae
Exons: 2
Coding region: 77-679 (200 amino acids)
Source: RefSeq, a predicted model, not a curated record
UUCCCAUAUAUUCUCAACGCCAUAUAAAAGUUCCUGUCUGUUAAAGCUCCUCAUUCAGUCGACUUUUAUCUUCUGAAUGUGUUUCCAAUGGAUGAGAAGGAUUUAUCAAUAUUUCCGACGGAGAUGUUCCCGACAGAACAGGGGCUACAGCAAUGAGAUCUCCUCACACCACAGAGGCUCAUCAAACAUCGAGGGACAUGGCUCCUUCUUCUGCGGUGGGGAAGGCUCGAUCACCUACAGCCGGGAAGCUGCAUCCUUCCAGCCCAUGCCAACAUCAUCCAGCUACAGUAUUGAAGGGGAGUACACAUGCGGAGGAGAUGGAUCUGUAGUAAUAACCAGUGGUGACAGCAGGGGAACAUCUGACUGGGGCACUGGAGGGAGGACAGGCCCAGUCUACAGUACCAGAGGGGACAUCAGAGGCAGUGGGGACAUCUCUGUGAGAAGAGUCUCUGUAUACGGAUACGACGCACCACUGAGUGCAGGGGCAGGUGGUGGUGGACCAGGAUACUAUAGUGGAGGAAUGGGCUGUGAUGUCAGGGGAUACUCAGGUCCACAGUUCAGCUCCGGAGGUGGUGAGUCCUCCCAGGCCAUGCAACAGAAAUGUCCCGUGAUCAUUCCCAACGUCGAGGACCAACAGUGCAAGAAGAGCAGCCACUGGCCCCCGAGACAGAAGAAAUGAUCUACCCAGCGGCUGCCUCUGCUCAAGUAAAAGUGCCCUGGAUAUGCCACAAUGCGGCUUUUCCCCAACCAUGUCAUUAUGGUCAGAGAGCUUCGCAUUCCUCGUGUUGGGCUGUUACAGAUGCUGCUGCAAGCACUGAUGGGAAAAGCGAUUAAUGUGUUGGUGACAGGGAAAGAUGCUUCUCUCCUUUUCCUCAUUAGUUGGAAAAUAAAACUUCACAGUUUGUGGAAAA